Messenger RNA from Myxocyprinus asiaticus (Chinese sucker), 3159 nucleotides. Its product is annotated as nuclear receptor ROR-alpha B-like. The transcript has 12 exons. The record is from RefSeq and is a predicted model, not a curated record. Gene Ontology annotation, biological process: regulation of transcription by RNA polymerase II. NCBI's taxonomy places the organism in Eukaryota, Metazoa, Chordata, Actinopteri, Cypriniformes, Catostomidae. Gene Ontology annotation, cellular component: nucleus. Gene Ontology annotation, molecular function: zinc ion binding; RNA polymerase II cis-regulatory region sequence-specific DNA binding; nuclear receptor activity. Bases 442 to 1962 code for a protein of 506 amino acids.
AGCGCCAGCGCAGCGCGAGCUCGGACACAGCCAUUGCGCGCGCCAGAGGCCACUCGGUCAAUUUAUCCAACAAGUGCCCGUUUCUCUCUUUCUCUCACUCCAGGACCGGUCAACGAUUUUUCUCUCUCUUUGAAAUGACAGUUAGGCAUGUUAUUGGCAUUCAAGCUACUGCUGAAGCGAAGCGGAGGAGCGUGUUGACAUAAACCUUAUUUGUUUAUUGACCAACCGCACCAACUUUUAGACAAUUAUUGAAAAAUGACGAUGUGCUUGUUAAAACGUUUGCGGCGUCCUGGUCGUUAAGGUGUCAGCUGUUUCUAUCUUUAUUUUCAAACUAGAAUUAUAUUCCUUAUGUAAUUAGUGAAAUGAAGCAGCACUUAACAUAAGUAAACAACAAGGUAAAGAGGAAGGACGUGUGUUGGCGCAAAGUUUUGACUUAAAGUAAUGGAAAAUGACGAACCCGAAUCGCCGGACCAGAACAAUGUCAACACUCAGACUAGAGGAAAUCCUGUGCCCAAGAAACCCCAUCUAACUCAGAUAGAGGUGAUCCCAUGUAAGAUCUGUGGAGAUAAGUCAUCAGGUGUUCAUUAUGGAGUUAUCACUUGUGAGGGUUGCAAGGGGUUCUUCCGCAGAAGUCAGUCCUCCAGUGUGCAGUAUUCAUGUUCCAGGCAGAGUAACUGUCCUAUUGACCGCGCCAGCCGCAACCGCUGCCAGAGCUGCCGACUUAAAAAAUGUGUUGCUCAGGGCAUGAGCCGCGACGCGGUGAAGUUUGGUCGCAUGUCCAAGCGUCAGAGAGACUCGCUGUUUGCAGAAGUUGAGAGACACCGGCAGCAGCAGCGUUUUCAGGGCAACUCAGUUCAAGAACCCCAGCCUCUACCAGCCUACCGGCCCAGCAAAGAGCCCAGAGAACAGUCAUCACAUCUCAUUCCUACUCUGCCUCCAGCCUACCCCUAUUCUGUGGAGCCUGAACUGCCAGGCUGUCCACCAGAGGUGCAUCCAUACCUGGAGUGUCGCAGAAGCGAGGCCCAGGCUCCUGGUCUGGCCUGCAGGGGCUCCCACAGGAGGGGUGAGAGCAACAGCCUGACAGCUGGUAGAGGCUUUGACUCCACAAGGUCUACACCAGAGGCCAUCCUAAACAUGCCAGGUAGUGAAAUGGGGUUUCGACCUUUUGACCCUGAGAGCUCGUUUUUUGGCUACUCAACCUCUCUGCACAUAGAGGAGCUUUGUGCGAGUAUUGUGCGUUCCCACAGAGAGACGACUCAGUAUCGUCCAGAGGAGGUGCAGUCUCUCAGAUGGAAGGUUUUCAGCAGGGAGGAGAUCCAUGCUUACCAGAGCAAGUCGGUGGAUGAGAUGUGGCAGCACUGUGCAGUGCAGCUGACUGAUGCCGUUCAGUACGUGGUGGAAUUUGCUAAACGUAUCCCAGGAUUCCGUCAGCUCUGUCAGAAUGAUCAAAUUGCUCUGCUCAAGAGUGGGUCCAUGGAAGUGGUUCUGGUCCGGAUGAGUCGGAUGUUUAACACGGAAAACAACACAGUAUUCUUCGAUGGCAAAUUUGCAGGAACAGAACUUUUCAAAUCUCUUGCAUGUAGUGAUCUAAUAGCUGCUGUAUUUGACUUCGCUCACAAUCUAUGUGCGCUGAGACUGACUGAACAGCAGAUGGCGGUGUUUAGCGCACUUGUCCUCAUCAACGCAGAUCGGCCGUGUCUGGAAGACAGAGAAAGAGUGCAGAGAGUAAGGAGAGAUGUGGAGCUUGCCCUGAGUCACAUCCUGCACAGAGACAAUCAGGAGAGUCUACUGCUUAAGUUGUACCAGAGGGUGCCGGUGUUGAAGUCUCUGUGUGCACAGCAUAUUGAGAAACUGCGGUGGUUCCGUCAGCUGUACCCACUCACUGUGCAUUCCCUCUUCCCUCCGCUGUACAAAGAGCUGUUCGGCUUUGACACAGAUAUACAGACACUGGCUACUCACUGAACACACACAGUCAAACAGUUACAAAUGAAACAGGUGUAUGCAAUCUUGGUCAUUUACCUGUUGAAGAAGAUGAAUAUAUUGUAACUCUCACACAAACAGAAAAUAAUAUUAAUAGAUCUAUGCAUAUGUGUGAGUUUUUAAGUAUUUUUGUGCAAAUUCUAAUUUGUAGGCCAAAGCUAAAUAUUAGCCUACUACAAAUGCUAUUCAAAUGCUAUUCAGUUAUUCUUAAAGUUGCUUUUGACUGAGGAUAUAUUGUAAUGUUUUUAAAGAUUUUGUCUUGAUCCUUGCUGUUAUAAAGGAGCAUUAGCUCUGAUAAUUAAAUUGUGAUUUAUAGCACUGAUGAAUAUAUUCAAAGAGUGAAUGCUUUUGAAAUAGAAUAUCUGAGAUUGUCAAAACUAUCAGUGUUUCCAGCCCCAGAGUAUAUUCAGUAGGGGGAAAAAAAGAACUGGGACUUUUGAUCUGACGCCAUCAGACAUUUGUUUAGUCUUUUCUUUUGUUCUCUCCCUAUUUAAUUCACAGGCAAUGUAGAGGCAGAGAUUCUUUAUACACUUAUUGCAUUAAUUUAAAUAUGGUCAUCUAUUUUGACACCUUAUGUGUUGCCAUUUUUGUACGUCUUGCCCCUAAAAUCCCACUAAAGCUUGUUUUGGCACAUGCACUCCUCAACUCUUUAAGAACAACCUGUUAUUUCAUAAUUGUGGAGUGUUUCCUUGAACUCACCAGUCCCAUCAGACAGAUGCAGGACAAGCUAAACUAUAAGUUUGUUGUAUAAUCAGUAUAUUAAGAUUGCUUACUCAAUAUUGGUGACUUUCACUAGUCAUUCAAUCAAUUUAAUAAUUAUAAUCAUUGAAGAUUUAUGCUCAUGGGUCUACAAAAGAAUUAGAUAUUAUGCAUUUAUUUGUCAAGCUUGUGUAGACAAUUAGAUUGGUAACAAUUGUUUUUUGUCUUAAUUACGCAGUCUAAUUUGUGGACACCUAUAAACAAUUCCCCAAAUGUUUAUUUACAGGAGUUUCAUUUGUGCAUUUUCCUAUAAUGUUCUAGUGAGCUAUUUGCUCUGGCACAGUUUGUGUUCCUUUUGUAUUUUGUGUCGGCUUUAAAUUAUCAGCCACAGUUCUGUUAUUGUUUUGUUCUGUUUUGAAGCAUAAAUCCCAGCUUGUUAUGUGCUCCUUCGCAGGAAAGGCCUCAAAUAAACCUCUGAAA